Molecule: messenger RNA, 6193 nt
Organism: Fukomys damarensis (Damara mole-rat)
Lineage: Eukaryota; Metazoa; Chordata; Mammalia; Rodentia; Bathyergidae
Gene: Gak
Product: cyclin G associated kinase
Exons: 28
Coding region: 425-3871 (1148 amino acids)
Biological process (GO): positive regulation of Notch signaling pathway; protein phosphorylation; regulation of clathrin-dependent endocytosis
Cellular component (GO): cytoplasm
Molecular function (GO): ATP binding; AP-2 adaptor complex binding; protein serine/threonine kinase activity
Source: RefSeq, a predicted model, not a curated record
UGCCGGCCGCGACCAGAGUGACUUCGUGGGGCAGACUGUGGAGCUGGGCGAGCUGCGCCUGCGGGUGCGGCGAGUCCUGGCAGAGGGAGGAUUUGCAUUUGUGUAUGAAGCUCAAGAUCUGGGAAGUGGCAAAGAGUAUGCAUUAAAGCGGUUACUGUCCGAUGAAGAGGAAAAGAACAGAGCCAUCAUUCAGGAAGUUUGCUUCUUGAAAAAACUCUCCGGCCACCCCAACAUCGUCCAGUUCUGCUCCGCAGCAUCCAUAGGAAAAGAGGAAUCAGACACGGGGCAGGCAGAGUUCCUGCUGCUCACAGAGCUCUGCAGAGGGCAGCUGGUAGAAUUUCUAAAGAAAAUUGAAGCUAAAGGCCCUCUGCCCUGUGACACCAUCCUGAAGAUCUUCUACCAGACGUGCAGAGCUGUGCAGCAUAUGCACAGGCAGAAGCCGCCCAUCAUCCACAGAGACCUCAAGGUUGAGAACUUGUUACUUAGCAGCCAGGGGACCAUUAAGCUGUGUGACUUUGGCAGUGCCACCACGAUCUCGCACUACCCCGACUACAGCUGGAGUGCCCAGAAGAGAGCCAUGGUGGAGGAGGAGAUCACAAGGAACACCACUCCCAUGUACAGGACACCAGAGAUUGUAGACCUCUAUUCCAACUUCCCUAUCGGCGAGAAGCAGGAUAUCUGGGCCCUGGGCUGCAUCUUGUACCUGCUGUGUUUCCGUCAGCACCCUUUUGAGGAUGGAGCAAAACUACGGAUUGUCAAUGGGAAGUACUCGAUCCCUGCAAAUGACACGCGGUACACCGUCUUCCAUGACCUCAUCCGCUCCAUGCUGAAGGUCGACCCUGAGGAGCGACUGUCCAUUGCAGAGGCUGUGCGCCAGCUGCAGGAGAUUGCAGCGGCCAGGAACGUGAACCCCAAGGCACCCAUCACAGAGCUGCUGGAGCAGAAUGGAGGCUAUGGGAACCCAGGGCCGUCUCGGGCACCACCCACUCCCGGAGGGCCUUCGAGCACCAGCUACAGUGGAGGCCUGGCCUUGGCAGAGUAUGACCAGCCCUACGGCGGUUUCUUUGACAUCUUGCGGGGUGGGACAGAACGUCUCUUCACCAACCUCAAGGACACUUCCUCCAAGGUCAUCCAAUCUGUGGCCAACUAUGCAAAGGGCGAUCUGGACAUAUCUUAUAUCACCUCCAGGAUUGCUGUGAUGUCAUUCCCCGCUGAGGGCGUGGAGUCAGCUAUCAAAAAUAACAUUGAAGACGUGCGGUUGUUUCUGGAUGCCAAGCACCUAGGCCACUAUGCUGUCUACAACCUGUCCCCAAGGACCUACCGGGCCUCCAAGUUCCACAACCGGGUCUCUGAGUGUGGCUGGGCCGCCAGACGGGCCCCAAACCUCCACAGCCUAUACACCAUCUGCAGGAACAUGCACUCCUGGCUGCGACAGGACCACAGGAACAUCUGUGUCGUGCAUUGCGUGGAUGGGAGAGCUGCGUCUGCUGUGGUCGUCUGUGCCUUCUUGUGCUUCUGCCGCCUCUUCAGCACCGCCGAGGCCGCUGUGUACAUGUUCAGCAUGAAGCGCUGUCCACCGGGCAUUUGGCCGUCCCAUAAAAGGUACAUCGAGUAUGUGUGUGACAUGGUGGCAGAGGAGCCCAUCACGCCCCACAGCAAGCCGAUGCUGGUGAAGGCCGUGGUCAUGACCCCCGUGCCGCUCUUCAGCAAGCAGAGGAACGGCUGCAGGCCCUUCUGUGAGGUCUACGUGGGGGACGAGCGCGUGACCACCACGUCUCAGGAGUACGACCGGAUGAAGGAGUUUAAGAUCGAGGACGGCAAAGCAGUCAUCCCCUUGGGCAUAACAGUUCAAGGCGACGUGCUCAUUGUGAUUUACCACGCCAGGUCCACCCUAGGUGGACGGCUGCAGGCCAAGAUGGCAUCCAUGAAGAUGUUCCAGAUUCAAUUCCACACUGGGUUCGUGCCUCGGAAUGCAACUACUGUGAAGUUUGCAAAGUAUGACUUGGAUGCAUGUGACAUUCAGGAGAAGUACCCGGAUCUGUUCCAAGUGAACCUGGAGGUGGAGGUGGAGCCCAGGGACAGGCUGUGUCGGGAGGCCCCACCUUGGGACAACGCCAGCAUGAGGGGGCUGAACCCCAAGAUCCUGUUUUCCAGCCGCGAGGAGCAACAGGACAUCCUGUCUAAGUUUGGGAAGCCAGAGCUGCCCCGGCAGCCGGGCUCCACGGCUCAGUAUGACGCCGAGGUGGAGCCUCCGGAGGCUGAGCCCACGGACUCGGACUCGCCGCAGAGCAGCAGCACAGAUGCAAACCACUUCCUCCACACGCUGGACUGGCAGGAAGAGAAAGAAACAGAGACUGGUGUAGAAGGGCCUUCCUCUCAGGAGAGCCAGGCUGUGCUGACUGCAGAGGGAGAUGAAGGUGAAGCAUCGGAUGAAGAGGCGUCCUCGGCCCCUGGCGGAGAUGCCCAGCCUGGUGCCAGGGAGGACCUGCCGGGCCCCAUGGCAGGCACCCAGCAGCAAGACCUGAUGCUUGGUGCAGCCGUGCCGGACUUGCCACAGGAGUCCAGGCUGAAGGAAGAUGGCGUCGACCUCCUGGGCCUGCACACCGAGGCCACCCCGGGACCAGCAGCCUCGGCACAGGCCUGCAGGGCCCCCUCCAGCAACGCCGACCUGCUCAGUUGCUUCCUGGGGUCACCCGACUCCACUCUAGAGGGGCCACCCAAUGACCUGCUGGGCGGCGAAGCGCGCCCCCUGCUCCUGGCAAGCGCAGACCCUCUGAGUGCACAGAGCACCCCACGAGGAGCGCCCCCUGCCACAGCUGACCCGUUCGACCCGCUGCUGCUGGCUCCCGAUGCCAGCCCCCAGCCCUGUACCCAGCCUGACCUCUUUGGCGAGUUCCUGCAUGCGGACCCUGUGGCAGCCCCAGCAGCCUUCCCCUACACCAGUAGCGCCCCACCGCCAUCUUGCACUGCCUUCCUGCCCUUGGGAGACCUGCCCACGGAGCCCAAAGCAGUGACGGCCUCUUCCAGCCACCCGGACCUGCUGGGGACAUGGGACACCUGGGCUGAGGCUGCUGUGCCUGGGCCAGCCUCAGAAGGGCCCCUCUUCCCUCCUGGAGCUCAGCCAGCCACUGCUGGCCCCCAGCCCAGCCAGACCAAGUCUCAGAGCCUGGACCCAUUUGCCGACCUUGGUGACCUCCGUGACCUUAGCUCUGGCCUCCCAGGCCCGGCUGCCGGACCCCCACCGGGGGGCUUUGUUCCCAAAGCAGCCCCUUCCACCAAAGGCGGUAGUUCCUGGCAGACGAAUCGACCACCAGGCCAGGGCACCUCAUGGCCCCCCCAGAUCAAGGUGCCCCCCAAAACCUGUACACCACAGAGGCCGAGCUACGCCACAAACUUCAGCGUGAUCGGGGACCGGGAGGAGAGGGGCGUCCGCGUGCCCAGCUUUGCCCCAAAGCCAAAGGUCUCAGAGAACGACUUUGAAGAUCUGCUGCCCAACCAAGGCUUCUCCAGGUCUGACAAGAAGGGGCCAAAGACCAUGGCGGAGAUGAGGAAGCAGGAACUCGCCCGAGACACGGACCCCCUCAAGCUGAAGCUCCUGGACUGGAUUGACGGCAAGGAGAGGAAUAUCCGUGCCCUGCUCUCCACGUUGCACACAGUGCUAUGGGACGGGGAGCACCGCUGGACACCUGUGAGCAUGGCUGACCUGGUGACCCCGGGGCAGGUGAAGAAACAGUACCGCCGAGCAGUGCUGGUCGUGCACCCUGACAAGGCCACAGGGCAGCCCUACGAGCAGUACGCCAAGAUGAUCUUCAUGGAGCUCAGUGACGCCUGGUCUGAGUUUGAGAACCAGGGCUCGCGUCCCCUCUUCUGAGGCCUGGGGGCGGCUGUGCAAGUGCUCAUGAGACCAAGGUGGGGUCCUGGCAGAGGCGGCCCUGCUGCGGCCCGGCCCUAGCAGCCCCAACUGGCUGCUCGCCGCUGGCUUGUAUGGGUCCUGUGCAGAUCCCUCCCACAGCGCAGGCCAGGAAAACAUUCCAAAGCUGAUUUUUGUCGUUCCAUUUUUGUUCUUGUCCUAGAGGAACAGUGUAGAUUUGUGUCGCAUUCGUGAUUCUUCCCAUGUCUGGUGGCUGUCCCUCUCCAGCACGCUGUCGACUGCGUGUUGCACUGUCACUUCCCAGGCCGGAGUGUCCAUCCCGCUGUGUAAUCAGUCUGAUGAUCGUCUGUACAUAAUUAAACUUUUUCUGACGACGCUGUGGUCUCCAGCCUGGCGGGGGCCUUGCCAGGCCAUCAUCUGUUUCCUCAGCCUCUCACCCACUACUGGACUGUUGGAUUUGGACCCCGACCUGCAGCUGGGGCAGACACCAGCGCGGCCAGCGGUGACCCCAUCCUUUGUCUGAGUGCUGUGAUGUGUUCCAGAGACGAAGCAGAAGGGAGCCUGGGCCGGGCACGGAGUCCCCUCUGCACAGCCUUACCCACCUUCCUCGGAGUCACUCCUCACUGUCUUCCCAAGUUCAGGAUCCACCUCCCGCCCACCUUGGGCUGCAGAGUUGGCACUCAAGUCGCUGCCUGGACACCUGCUCUGCUGGCCGCAUCUGAGCCCACUCAGGCCUCCAGGGUGACCUCAGGCCGUCAGUGCAGUCCCAGAGGUCACAGGGAGCGUGGGGAAGGCUUUGGGUACCCGUGUGCUGUUCAAAGGGCACAGUAUCCAGAGCAGCCUGGGCUUUGUUCCCAUGGUGCCGUGAGACUGAAGAAAGAGGCAGACAGGUCUGGGGUCACACGGUGCUGGUGGCAGCAAUAUCAGAGGACCCUGCUGUGUGGGUCAAGAGGAGGGAGCAUCUACUGGUCAGGACAAGUGACUCCCUCUUAAGUCUUAAGAUGCACCAGGUUCAUCUGAAGCUAGCAUCAGUCGGCUCACUCCUAGCCCUGGGUCCAGGUUUAAAGCCCCACACAGGGCUCUGAGGGUUUGGUCCAUUUGUACUUUGCUGGGAAACCAUUCAGGGGACACCCUGCCAUGUCUCUCAGGGCUGUCACUGAGCCCGAGUCCUUCAAGGCCUAGUUGUACUGCCCACAGGCUGCCCAGGUGGCCUGCAGAGUGGGCUGGGCUUUUGGAUUUUGUUGCUCAGGAGAUUAAAACCCCUCGUUAUCAGCAGUUCUCAUGGCUAUGGGCAGUGAGGACCACACCCUUGGGGCGGUGACUGGUGUCAGGACUGCAUUUCAGUGUCCUACGUGUUUGUGGGUCCUGAUGUCCACUCCAGCUGUCCACCUACCACCACCCUGGCCAGGGCCCCUACACUGGUGUCCGAGGCCCUGAGCAUCAGCAUGUGGCCUCUUUCUCCAAAACAUGAGUCAUUGAAUCCAUUGAGGUACCCUGUGGACCUGGGACAGGACUGCUGCCCAGGACUACCCUCCCUGAGGCCUGUGUCAACUGCCUGUGUGAGGGGCAGAGAGGAGAGCGUGUCAGGAACCACUAGCACAAGCUCUUGGGGAAGGCUGUGCUCAGAAGGCCUCUGGGACCCUGGACCAGGAACCUCAGAUCUGCAUGUGGGGCCUGCUGAGAUGUCCGGAGAGAGGCCUUGGGCCACAAGGGGGCAGCAUGGGGUCUGGUUCUUGUCUGGGCUGUGGCCCGGGGAGGCAGGGGCCCGAGUCACCACCAAGAGGAGGACACUGUAGGGAGCCCAGUGAUGUCCUUUGGAGCCUGGAGGUUUCUGCAUCCUCUGCCUGGACACCCCUGGUGGCCCUGGGCAUGUGGCCACCUCAGACACUCAGAACCCCGUGGCCCAACCGCAGCAGCCUGAUUCUCGCUGGCGCGCCAGCUCCCGGAACAGCGACUCCCAUUUGUUAGGCACAGCUGCUAUUUUUAGUGUUCGGCUCUUUUAAAGAAUAAUGAGCAACCUAAAUAGGUGCCGAGACUCUCACAUCAGAGUCAUCUGGAUCCGGGCGCCAGCCCAGCAGAGCCCGCAGUGCUGGGGAGGGUGGCACAGCCCAGACCUGCGGCAAGGGCUGGGACCUGGGGAUCUGUGGGCCCACUGGUGGGACUGGGGCAUCCCCCCAGGGUCUCCGGAACUGAGAAAGGGGGUGUCAGCCCCAGGCGCGGCCCUCCUGGCAGCUUACUUCUCUGCCCCUUGUCCGGACCCCGUGGUUGGCUGAGGCUGGCACCCUCCCAUCAGUGCUGGCCCUCACUCCUCUGCCAGGCAGA